Molecule: messenger RNA, 519 nt
Organism: Paraphaeosphaeria sporulosa
Lineage: Eukaryota; Fungi; Ascomycota; Dothideomycetes; Pleosporales; Didymosphaeriaceae
Exons: 3
Coding region: 1-519 (172 amino acids)
Source: RefSeq, a predicted model, not a curated record
AUGCCUGUGCCGUCGUCGGGGCCGCAUCGUCGUCCGUAUCAGAUGACGCCGUUCCAGCAAAGGGGCGCGCUGUGGAGCAGAAUUUUCGGCGAUCACGAUGAAGUGUUGAUAAACCGCUACGGGCCCCCGUGGAUUGCAUCGUUUGCACACCUCUACAGACGUCAGCAUCCGCUGCACGCGCAGAUAGCCUUCGUCUUGACGCCAUUCGCCCGCCCGUUUCCGCAACAAUACAUUGUCAACCCCACGCUCGCACGGCACGGGAAAACGAGAUCAGGGUCCGUUGCGGCUGCGUACGCAAACAACCCUAGCAACCUGGCCAAUUGCGGCAUCCCGACCUGCGUCUGCAUCUUUGCAACCUAUCCCGAAAAUACAUCGGUAGCAGCCCAGCUCUCUACGGCGGCUCCUGCGGCCAAACUUUUGUGGACCUAUCGUCGUGACACUCUGCUCCACGUCCUAGAUUGCCACUACACUGCUCCAUUAAAAGGCAACGGUAACGGCACCCGCCCAUUGCCGUCCUGA